UUAUACUAUCCACAUCCAUUUAUACAAGACAUCGUUUGGGCGUUCCUUCAUAAAAUUGUUGAACCUAUUUUGAUGCAUUGGCCUUGUAGCAAGUUGAGAGAGAAGGCUAUUAAUACUGCUAUCCAACAUAUUCAUUAUGAAGAUGAGAACACUAGAUAUAUUUGCAUGGGUGCAGUUAACAAGGUACUUAAUAUGCUUUGCGUCUGGAUUGAAGACCCAAAUUCAGAGGCAUUUAAGUUACAUCUUCCACGAAUAUAUGAUUAUCUAUGGUUAGCUGAAGAUGGAAUGAAAAUGCAGGGCUGUAAUGGCAGCCAGGUGUGGGACACAGCUUUUGCUGUUCAAGCAAUUAUGUCAACUGAUCUUUCUGAGGAAUUUGGUGAAACACUCAAGAAGGCUCACGAAUUCUUUAAAUGCUCACAGAUCCUUGAAGAUUGCCCUGGUGAUCUUGAUUUUUGGUACCGCCACAUCUCCAAAGGUGCAUGGACCUUUGCAACUGCAGAUCAAGGGUGGCCUGUCUCAUUGCAGCAAAAGGCGAAGCCCUCGCCCCCAGGGCCCCCACCGACCGGACCCACGGCCAUCGUGAGGGAGGUAAAUCGCAGCACCCGAGCUAGUAUGGGACGGACCGGGUGGGAUACAGGGAUAGGGGAAGGGUGGCCUGUCUCAGAUUGUACAGCAGGAGGACUUAAGGCAGCCCUCUUGUUAUCUAAGGUUACUCCAGAGAUUGUUGGUGAUCCAAUUGAAACAAGGAAGCUUUAUGAUGCUGUUAAUAUCAUCCUUUCACUAAUGAACAAGGAUGGUGGUGUUUCCGCUUGGGAACCUACAAGGUCCUAUGCUUGGUUGGAGAUUUUUAAUCCCGCUGAAUCAUUUGGAGACAUUAUGAUUGAUUACUCGUAUGUCGAAUGCACCACUUCAAUGAUUCAGGCAUUGACAUCAUUUAAAAAGUUAUAUCCAGACCAUCGGCAAGAUGAGAUAGAUGAUUGUAUUAACAAAUCAGCCCAUUUUCUUGAAAAGGCACAGCGAGAUGAUGGUUCAUGGUAUGGAUGUUGGGGAGUUUGCUUCACUUAUGGCACAUGGUUUGGAGUAGGGGGAUUGAUUGCCGCUGGAAGGACAUACGAGAGCAGCUCUUGUAUUCGAAAGGCAUGCAACUUUCUAUUAUCUAAACAACUCGCCUCUGGCGGCUGGGGAGAAAGUUAUCUUUCAUGUCAAGAUAAGGUCUACACAAAUCUUAAAGGCAAUAGGAUUCAUGCAGUGAAUACAAGCUGGGCAAUUCUAGCUCUAAUCAAUGCUGGAGAGGGUGAUAGAGAUCCAAGACCAUUGCAUAGAGCAGCUAAGGUAUUAAUAAAUAUGCAAAUGGAGAAUGGCGAGUUUCCCCAACAAGAGAUUAUGGGAGUCUUCAACAAAAAUUGUAUGAGCAGCUAUUCAUCGUUUCGAAAUAUAUUUCCGAUAUGGGCUCUCGGAGAAUAUCGCACUCGUGUGUUGUGCCCUAAAGAACGUAAAAUCUUACCUAAUACACUGGUAUGAUUGAAAUUAUUAUGAUCAUAAUAAGCCAUUAAAUUGUAAAAACAACUAGU
Messenger RNA from Zingiber officinale, 1571 nucleotides. RefSeq names its product cycloartenol synthase-like. Gene Ontology annotation, cellular component: lipid droplet. Gene Ontology annotation, molecular function: intramolecular transferase activity. Gene Ontology annotation, biological process: triterpenoid biosynthetic process. NCBI's taxonomy places the organism in Eukaryota, Viridiplantae, Streptophyta, Magnoliopsida, Zingiberales, Zingiberaceae. The record is from RefSeq and is a predicted model, not a curated record. The transcript is spliced from 12 exons. Bases 73 to 1521 code for a protein of 482 amino acids.